Arabidopsis lyrata subsp. lyrata is the source of this 1736-nucleotide messenger RNA. RefSeq lists its product as uncharacterized. The transcript is spliced from 14 exons. The record is from RefSeq and is a predicted model, not a curated record. Bases 85 to 1497 code for a protein of 470 amino acids. NCBI's taxonomy places the organism in Eukaryota, Viridiplantae, Streptophyta, Magnoliopsida, Brassicales, Brassicaceae.
AGUGAGCUCAUAUCCAAAGCAUACCAACGGCAACGUCGGUACAAAGGCGAACACCGGCGAGAUCGAUUUGAACGGUGACGGCUAAUGUGGCGGCGAAGUAACUUACCGGUGAAUCCAGAUUCCGAUCAGAGCAUAUCUGAGGAAGAGGAGGAGGAGCAAAAUGAUCUGUGGCCUAGCGAGAAUGCAAAGGAAGAAGAGGGAGGAUUACUACUUCAAACAAAGCUCGAAAAACUCAUAGGUUGUGGUGAACUAAAUUAUGCUAGGGAUCCCGGUGAUGUAACUCUGGAAGCAACUCUACGGAAGAUAUCAUCGGAUUUCGUCCAAGUUCCUGAUUCCCCUGAGGAGACUUGUUUUACUUCUUCAAGAAGAACAGGAUUUGCAUGCAUAUCUGCUCAGGAAAGUGGGUCAGAUGAUGAGAUUCCACAUGAUGAACAAGUGGCAACUUGGUCUGCUAUAAGUAAAGAAACCAAGUCACUAACCCAUUUGAAUGGUAUUGCUUCAGUCGCAUCAUCCCAUCUAUGUGGCUUCAGAGCCAAGAGAAGUAGUAAAGUUGUCAAAGAUCAUGUGAGGCCAAAAUUUUCAUUUAACUCACAUACUCAUGGAGAAGCGUCAUCCAAGAUAAGUGACAUGGCUGAAAUCUUUGAGCCUGAUGCGGAGGAUCAGGCCAUAGAAGAGGAUCCGAUUGUUGAAUGCCCCAACAGUUUUGAUGAAAGAUCAGGAAACAGGCAGGGUGUUUCUGUUGCUGAGUCGAGAGAGGUUCUGCACGGGUGCACUGAAGAUGCGAUACCCAAGCUUCUAGAAAUUCCUCCAGAUAAGAUUAGACUGAUAAAAAGAAGCUCUAAACUGUACAGCAGACAUGAAGCAAAAAGUCGAAAAUUUGCUCAUAAGGGAAAUUCAUCUAACUUCCAAGAUAGUGAUACUGAUGAUGAACUUCCUGGACCUAUGGAUAGUGGAUCAUCAAGCGAUGAUGAGCCUAGUUAUCGAAGCUCAGUGCCAAACAUUUCUAACCAGAAGAAACAAUUUGUUGGAGACCGGUUUGAUGAAGCGAUAAAAGCUUCCUCUUUGAGCAAGGAAGGUCUCUUGUUCGGUUCACCUAGAUUAUCUGGUGGCUUUAGCCUGUAUGGCAAGCUACAACAGAUCAUAAAACAAGAAAAAGAGACAGAAAUGGAAAUCACGAGGAAAUUGCAAGGCGGAAUCGAACAAGCAGAUACAUCGAGCUAUCUUGACGUAGAAAUCAUAUCAAGACACUUGGAGGGAAAGCUGGUUGUCUGCAAAUGCUCCAUCAUUGACCUUUCUGGGGACUCCCUAUUACUCAAGAACACACAAGCUCUUGCAGCCAAAGAAACAGAAACAACAAUUGUUUUUAGUCCUAAAGUUUGUGCGGAUGUUGAUAUCGAAAUAGGAAACUUUAUCCGAGUAUAUGCACCAUGGAAGGAGUUGGAAGUGAAGAAAACCAAUGAUGUGAUUGUUUUGUCUUCAUACUUCUCAAGUUUGUAAUGUAACUCACACAAUGUCAAAAUGUGAAAAAAAAAAAAAAACUUGCAACUGAUUUUAUCUCUGCUUAUAAAAACGAUAAUUAAAGCUCUAUGAUUGAUAACAACGAGAAAUUGCAGAGUAUUGGACUUUUUAUGAUCAAAAUAGUAGAACAGAAUUAUGAUUUUCCAUAUUUAUGUGAUUUGUAAGAAACUGCAGAUUACCAGAAACUGCUGUGAGAUGUUGUAAUCAGAGUUUAAAUG